Messenger RNA from Pangasianodon hypophthalmus (striped catfish), 2259 nucleotides. RefSeq names its product mitochondrial calcium uptake 2 (gene micu2). The record is from RefSeq and is a predicted model, not a curated record. Gene Ontology annotation, molecular function: calcium ion binding. Gene Ontology annotation, biological process: mitochondrial calcium ion homeostasis; calcium import into the mitochondrion. Lineage: Eukaryota; Metazoa; Chordata; Actinopteri; Siluriformes; Pangasiidae. Gene Ontology annotation, cellular component: uniplex complex.
UUUAUAAUCCAGUAGAUGGCGCCAGAUCCACUUAUUUCUCCCAGCAGCGAAGGUAAACUUCCUGGUAGUGAAAUGGCGACGUGGGGCAGGUUCGGGGCGAGUGUGCGGAACUUUUGCCGGACUUCUUGGAGCCUGGGCGGUAAAGUCGCGCUGAAGCCGGCGGUAGGAGGCGCGGUGUUGGGCUGCCUGGUCGCCGGCGGUGCGCUCCGCUAUCACCACACCCCGAGCUGGAAGUGCUUCCACCCCAGUGUGUACGCCAAGGAGACCACGGAUGAUGACACCCCCGUCCCAGCAGUCUCGAUGCGGCGUUUGCGCUUCAACCAGUUUGCCUCUGUGAUUUAUGAGCACGAGCCGUAUAUGACUCCCAGAGACUUCCUGUACUCCAUCAUGCUGGAGCAUGUGGAACAUAAACUGCAUAAGAGGCACCUGUCCAAAGCGGAAGUAGAGAAGAUGCUGACGGUGGCUUCUAAAGCCAAGGCAGGAAAAGCUCUGUUCAGAGGAAUUGGAGACAAUGGGCUGAUCUCCUACACCGAGUACCUGUUCCUCCUCACCAUCCUCACCAAGCCACAUACAGGAUUCGACAUCGCUUUCAAAAUGCUCGACAUCGACGGCAACGAGCAGGUGGACAAAAAGGAGUUUGAGAAGCUGAAGAAAAUCAUCAGCCAAAGGAAGGUUGCUAAAGAGGUGGCAGAGACGGCAGCCUCGGAGGAAAGCAACGAGCCCAGCACCACGCUGCAGGCCUUCUUCUUCGGCCGUAAGGGACAAAAUAAACUGCAGUACAAAGAGUUUUGCAGGUUCAUGGAGGAUCUGCAAGCAGAGGUGCAGGAGAUGGAGUUUCUGCAGUUCUCCAGAGGCAUGGACACCAUGAGGAGGGAGGACUUUGCUGAUUGGCUGCUGCACUACACCAACGAAGAAGACAACACGGAAUACUUGGAGAACCUGAGAAAGAGAAUACCGACAGGAGAGAGCAUCACUUUUGAGGAGUUUAAAGCCUUCUGUCUCUUCACCAACAACCUGGAGGACUUUUCCAUCUCGGUGAAGAUGAUCGCCGAAGCUAACAGACCAAUUGGAAUGGCUCAGUUUAAGAGAGCCGUGAAGAUCGCCACAGGACAGGAGCUUUCUGAGAAUGUUCUGGGCACAGUGUUUCAAAUCUUCGACCUUGACGGAGACAACUGCCUCAGCCAUGAAGAGUUCAUCGCUGUGAUGAAGGACAGAAUGCUGCGAGGUCUCAGGGUUCAUUCCCAGCAGGGCGUGUCAGGUUUCUGGAAGUGUGUGAAGAAAGAAAUGCUAAAAGGAGCUCAGGAAGCUCUCAGUCACAGCAGCAGCCCUUUCUGAAAGGAAACACACCUGUUCCAGGGGCGGGGCUUGUGGCAUUAGGGGUGUGGCUAUUCAGCCUUGAUUAUGGUAAAGCAGACAAGCUCAGCUCUCCACCUGAACACGCACCACGCUGGUCUAUUACAUCCUCCAUGGCACUUGGCCACUUUCUCAGCUGACUUUGUCAGUGUUUUAUCCAUAUUAAAUUCCACAGUGACCCAAUUUCAUGAUACAUUUAUAUUUGUGUUAACCGAAAAAGUUAGGGAAAGUCACAUCACUUUUACUUUUGAUGUUCUGAAGAGUGUGUGAUACUGAGUGUGUGACGAGUAUUAUAUAGCGAGGAACCAAUUAUCAGCACAUGUCAAUCAUUUUCUACCAGGAUGCUUUAUUAUUAGGAACGUUCUGACUGAAUAUCCAAAUAAAUUCACAGGAAUUGUUUUAGUCUAAAAUGUUUACAGGGACCCAGCAUCUGGUACUAAAUUGGGAUUAUUUAUUUAAAAAAAAAAAAAAAAAGUUAGAAUUUUGUAAAAUUUGACUGAUUAUGAUGAGUUUUGUUGUUCUGGGUCCUACAGGGUGAAGCAUUAAGGCACUUUUUACUGCAUCAUUAAUAAACAUAUCCAGGUUUGGGGCUUUAAUUAUUUGAGACAUUUAUAUGAAAAAAGAAUAGAUACUGGUGCCCUAUAUUUUAUUAUUCCUCUGUGUGUGUGUGUGUGUGUGUGUGUGUGUGUGUGUGUGUGUGUGUGUGUGUGUGUGUGUCCCACAGAAAAGUCUCCUUUGUUUUGUAAUUUACAUUGUUAAAAUUUCGGUACUCCAAUAUUCCUAAAAUCCUCUUAGGGUGCUUUCACACCUAUAAGUCAGUUUCCUGAGUUCGAAUCAGAGUGAAAUUGAUACUUUUGGUUCAUUUUCUAUUUGAUUUGGUUUGUUUUCUCCCUGCACAUUCUUUAA